UGGGAAUGACAGGAAGACAUGUGGAAAACUAAAUUCUCCGUGUCGUACAAUAUCUUGGGGCAUACAACAAGUGUCAUCUGGGUCAUAUAUCUACCUGGAUGGGUCAGCUACAUCCAAGAAUCCUUAUACCUGCGAAGCUCUAGACCCAAUAUAUUCGGGAAUUCGUCUUAACAAGAGCGUAUCGUUUGUCAGUAUAAGAUCACGUGCUCAUAUCUCGUGUCUCCAUGCCAACCCGUGGUUGGUGGACGGAACUAAAUUCAAAGACGGUGUACGAAUUAGCUUUUCCAGUCUGACUUUUCUGAAUACGUCUCUACGGCUUUUCGAUGCUUUUUUGGCAGCCAGUGAUACUGUAUUUGCGGAAACCAAACUUGUAAGUUUGGAUAUUGAAGUGUUAAAUCUGCCUCGGUUGGAUUUAUCACUGAAAAAUGUUGUUUUCCAACAAAAUGCAGCGUGCAUGACAAUAAAGCCUAGUAAGGGCAGCAAGAUUUUUGUUAACAUAACGAAUACGUUUUUCAAUCAAAAUGGUAAUUUCUCUUUGGACACACCGUCUGUUCUUUGGUUAAAUUCCAGAGAAAAUUUGAUCAACAUUCAACUAAGGAACUGCAGUUUUAAGAAGAACACUUUUAAGAAAAAUGGAAUGAUUGUAGUUGAAAACAAAUUUGGAACAACAAACUUUUUACUAAAUCAAUUCAGAAUGGAAGAAAAUAGCCAUACGAAUCCAAAUAAUAUAGAAUUUGACGGUUUAUUUUUACUGCUAUCUGCUUGGGUAGUUGUAAGAUUGGAGUCCGGGUUUGUUCAUGAAACAUCUUCUACUUUUCUAACUGUGACCGGGAACUCAGCGCAAAUCAACAUCUCAAACAUUCAGGUGGACGUAUUCCACUCGGUAACUCCAGGAGGUGGCAUAGUAAACCUAUUUCAAAGUGAUUCAAGUUACCUAUCAAUCAAGGAUUCCUGUUUUCGUAAUGGAAAUAAGAAAGGUAAAGGCGCCAGUGUCCUCUCAAUUUUUGCGCCAAUUUCGGUGCUAACCAUUCAAAACUCGACCAUUCAGAAUAUUAUUGGAAAUUUCACAGUGUUUAUACAAUCAAAACGGAGCACAUAUUUACAAUCAACAAAUCAAAGCAAAAAAUUAUUUGUUCAUGUACGCAUAAUCAAUUCUUCGUUUUCAUAUAUGGAGGGCAUUGUAGUUUCGGUAUUAGCUGAAAACUUGUUGGCGACUGUCGGCGAUAGUUCCUUUGUCCGAAAUGCUGCCACACGUUGUAGCGCGCUGAAUUUGAUCACGAACGAUGCUGCUAAAAUCAACCUUCACAAUGUUUAUUUCCUAGAGAAUAGUGCUGAUGCUGGAGGAAUUAUUGAAGCUGGAACCCUCAAAGAGUCUUCUACAUUCACUCUGUCUAUGACUAACGUAAUAUUCGUCCAAAACAAGAUAGUUGCAUGUUGGCCAGGUUAUUCUUGCGGUAUUGUUUUCCUUUCGGUUCAAAGUACUAAAAUCAAUGUUGUUUUUAAAAAUACGCGUUUCAUUGGGAAUUUAGCGCAGUUCGGUAUCUCUCUCCUAGCUUUGAGUCAAUUCACGUUACCGUUUGUAACUCUAGAUACCUGCAUAUUUAGAGAAAAUAUUGGGAACACUGUAAAUGUGGAAGGACGCGUUGUACUAACAUGCAAACAUUCAAUCUUCGAUUCAAAUAGUGUUCUACGUUGCCUAAACGCGGUGAUAAACCUCAAAUUAAUCAAUUCAAUGAUUUUCUUCAAGAACACGACGUUUGUGAACAAUUUGUGUGCAGCACUUCGAGUGUAUUUCAGUGGAACUACAAAUCUAAGCAUAUACGAUUCUACCUUUGUCCGAAACAAGAAUAUAGGCGGUUCUGCAGGUGGAGCUCUGGCUAUAGAUUUCGAACAAUUCAACCAAACCAGCACUCACUCAUUUUCAGGGAUUUUCAGAGCUUUUAUUACAAGGGUAUUAUUCCAAGAAAAUAUAGCGGUAACUGGAACUGUUUUGUUUAUGACAAGCGGCGAAGUGGUGUUCACGAAUUGUACCUUUUUGAAUAAUUUUGCAAGUUUUCAAGGCGGCCAAAUUGUUAGCGCUGCGCGUGGCUCAGUCGAUCUGUAUGUAGCACAUUCGGUGUUUAAACAAACAAUUCAAAAAAUCGUAAUUAAUAAUACACAAGAAUUCAUGGUCACUUCAUUCUUAAGGUUAUACAACUCUGGUACGCUAUUUGUUUACAACACAAUAUUCAACUGGGACACAAAAUCCGAUGAACCGCUCAUUCUGGUCUCCAAAGUAUAUCGGGUAUCAUUUGACAAUGCUUCGAUAAGUAAUUGCCCAGUGGGUCAUGCUAUUGAAAAGACUAGUUAUUCUUACUUCGGCACUAAUAAACGUCCUGUUACUUCUUUUACUUUGUCUUGUAAGGCAUGCGACUACAAUUUCUACUCUCUGCAAAGAGGAACAGCAAGGGGACGGAAUGUAGACGAUAGUUUCGAAUGCAUACCAUGCCCGCGCGGAGCAGAUUGUGUUCCAGCCAUCAAGUCAAAGCUCAAUUUUUGGGGAUACCAAACCAGUUCGAAUCCUCCUAAACUAGGCUUCACAAUUUGUCCGUUCGGUUACUGCAAGUCACCGCCAGCUAACAGUAGUAAAUACAAUGAUUGCCAAGGAAAACGUACAGGAGUUAUGUGUGGGGUGUGUUCUCAAGGCUAUACAGAAGCGCUGUGGUCAACGUACUGUACACCAGUCAAAGACUGCCACGAUCAUUGGUUUUGGAUUCUGUUUCUAGCACUUGUCUUUUUUAUGGCUAUUCUUCUUAUUUUCAAGCCUCCAUUCGUGACGUAUUCUUUAAAACAGAUAUUUUGGUUUAAAAGGUUUACAGGCAGUCGUACAGCAAACAUUCAAGCCAAUCAUGAGAUAAUUCGCUCCCUCUCAGUGGACGAAGAAACCGGACAGGAAAACGUACCGUUGUCUUCAACAGAGCAACUCAAACAAGACAAAAGACAAUUUUCCCGCUUUGUGGAGAUUAUCUUCUACUUCUAUCAAAUAGCACAAUUACUUCUUUCCUCGAGUUCUCUGACGGAAUUUUUUGACACCCAAUUCCUGGUACCUGUUCUGGGCUUCUUCAAUUUCCAACCAAGUUUUAAGAAACAAGGUUUUCUGUGUCCUUUUCCAGGUCUCACUCCAGUGACAAAGUUCGGUUUUAAAAUUGCUCCUGUCUUCGGAACUUUAGUUGCUAUUUUCCUUAUCUACGCCUUGCAUUUCUUCAUCAGUCGUACGAGGGGCUCCCUUCGUCCUGCUAUUUCUCCAUACCUCCAAGCCAGUAUUAAAACUGUAUUUCUUGGCUACGUAACCUUGGCUACUGUCAGUAUUUCGCUCAUUCGCUGUGUUUUUGUUUCAGGUAAAGCUCGCUGGUUCUACAAUGGAAAUGUCUUGUGCUACCAAUGGUGGCAAUAUGCGUCAUUCACUUUUAAUGCUAUCUUUGUGAUUCCUUUUAUAAUUGUGCUUGCUUGGAUUUCGUUCAAACUUCACCAUGAUAAAAUAACAAUCCAACAGUUUCUUCUUGCCAUCAUCUUCCCCCUUCCAUUCUUGCUGCUAUGGAUGUUCCGCCUUGUUUGUCCAUUUUCAGUUGUGAAUGUGGAAGAAAACCAAAAUUUAAACGCAUUAAAAGAGAUGCUCUUGGCUCCUUACAGACAGCCGAAAGGUGGAAGCAAGCGAGGGGCUUUAUAUUGGCAGAGUGUCUUGAUUGCUCGUCGAUUUAUUUUGGUUUUAAUCUUCUGUGUCGUAACAGAACCAUCUGUCAGAUUAUUCUGUAUGACACUUGUUUGUGUUUCUGUGCUUUGCUGUCAUCUCAAGGUUAAACCAUUUCAAAAUUCGUUAGCAAAUAAUCUCGAGUCUCUUUCUUUGUUCUUUUUGGUCAUUUUAGGCUUGAUCAACCAGUUUAAGUCUGUGUUCGUUGGUUCCGAACAAAAUAUCAAGGGUUCUUUAGUAACAGUUUUGAAAGUGUUUCAAUGGCUAGAGAUUGUUAUGUUAGGACUGUUUCCAGCCAUUCUUUUGCUUCUUGUAUGCUUUGCUAUAAUUUCCGUUUUUGUUCGUGUUCUCUUCACGUGCUUCAGGUCGAUUUUUAAAUGUUUGUUCAGACCUUGCCCCUGGUUGUCACGUGAUUCCUCCAGUUUGUUAAAUGUUUGUGACAAUAUCGACGAUGAAUAG
Molecule: messenger RNA, 4186 nt
Organism: Paramuricea clavata
Lineage: Eukaryota; Metazoa; Cnidaria; Anthozoa; Malacalcyonacea; Plexauridae
Source: the annotation of a GenBank genome assembly